AUGGAGGAUGAUGAUAAUGAAUCUGACGCUGGAGGUCCUGUCAUUCCAAUUCUACAGUCCACAUCUUCAACAGCACAAACUUCAUCAACACCCACUCAAACAUUAUCCACGCCAGUACAAUCAUAGUCUACACCAGCACAAACACCAUCCAGAUCUACACCUACACAAUUCACAUCAACACCUGCACAAUCCUCAUUCACAUUUGCACAAUUCACAACACCUGCUCAAUUCAUGUCAUCAACACCUUUCCCAUCAGCUCCAUUAUCGUAGUGAGUUCUCCAUCACCCCACAUCACAUCACCUGGUUUUAGUCCUGUAUCAUCAGGUUCACCUGGAAAACGAAUAAGCAUUGUGAAUCAGAAGUUUGGGAAUACAUCGUGGUACCUCAGUGACAGCUGGAAAGAGGUCUUUCUUCCAUGUACCCAUUUAAAUACCCUUCAGAUCACGUCGCUUUUACGCAUUUUGGGAAAGUAAGUCAUAGUGUGGUUAUUGUAGUUUUUGAAUUUAUUAAAAGAACUUUAAUCUUAUGAAAAUGAAAAUAAUCAGCAUGUCACAAGCGUGGGGCGAAGAAAAAAAUGAGUCCCCAACAGGAAUCAAACCUAUGACCUCCCAAACACCAGGCGGGCAUUCUAUCCACUUGAGCUACAGAGAACUCAUUAAAAGCAAGGCCACUUACUAGGUUCAUGUUUGGCACGUGUCCUACAUACUGCUAGGAUCAGCAAUGUCGACGUCGCACUGUGUGGUGAAAGAAAUGAAAGAUGGUAAAUUUUAAGCUCGGUGAAACAAAUGUGAAAAUGAAAAUUAAUAAUCACCAUGUCACGAGCGUGGGGCAAAGAAAAAAUCUGAGUCCCUGACGGGAUUGAACCUAUGACCUCCCAGACACCGUGUGGGCGCUCUAUUCACUUGAUUUACAGAGAGCUCAUGUAGAGUGAGGCCAUAUACUAGGUUCAUAUUUUACACGCAUCCUGCAUACCUCUAGGAUCACCAAUGAGCAAGUUGCUGGAGUUCCAACUAAAUUUUCAUCGGUUUUGUUUCAGAAUGAUGUUGACAUAAUUGUAAAUGCUGAUAAGGCACGUGACAUCCUUGGGUGUAUGAUAAAACUGCCCUGGGAUGUCAACAAGAAUUUGUCUUCCCACAUUGCAGCUCAUUUACCUUUAAUGCAGUUGCCCAAAUUCCUUACCAGUGAGGAGCAGCGGCGCCUUCCUGAAAGGUAUGUGGAGUUGAGAGAUCAACUUUUUUGCAUUUUUCAAUAUCUUUAUCUGAUCUUUAUCGGAGGGUAGCCAAUUGAUAUAUUAACAGGAACAGCUAGCAAGGGUGGGUGCUAAUACUUUCAAAUGUUUACUUUUCCUCUGAAGUUGUUUAGGCAUUUUCAAUUGCACCCUAUUGGUUUUGUAUAUGUGUGCAUCAUGUUUUAGACAACACAAAAAAUAUUUCCUUUUUGUCACUGAUCGUAACAGCGAGAUGCAAAUGGGAAGUUUCAUUUAAUUUUAUUUCAAACGAAUUUCAAUGUUACCUGAAAAUACUGUUUCGUGAUUGUUCUGUUACACUUUAGAAAUUGUAUCAGAACUGUAUCUCUUCAAUAACUGCAGUUGUAAGUCCCUUGUAUGUACAUGAUAAACUGCUUUGACAAUCAUGAUUAACCACAAAGAAGUGUCUUUUUUUUUCACAGCACAGCAAUACUUUCAAACCUCAUUGAUAUUAAGAAAAGUGUCUGUAAUGCAUCUGAAUUAAGCGGGUAAAUUUACAGAAAAUGCAAGGGUGUUUUCGCAGGGACACUGCAAACUUUCUGUACUAAUGAGGUGUCUGCAUUAAGUAGGUGUCUGUAGCAUUGGGUUUGACUGUACUUACAGGGAAUAAAAAGAUUUGGGUCCAGAUGACUUUGUGCGUGCUCGCUAGUUACAACGGUUUAGAGCACUCUGGCAUGGCCUAGAUGAUUUUACAUUUGUGGUAUUAUUGGGGUUGCUUCAUAGCUUAUCUUACCUUCAUCCUAGCAUCAGCACUGCAAUGACAAGAGCCAGAAGGCCGAAACAGCACUGUCUGCAGUUAGAUAAACCUCUUUCACAUAUAAAGCUUUACUUUCAUGUUGAAAUUGAGAAUUCUUCUAGGAUGAGUCAUGACUGUAGCAUGCUCACUAGUUACUAGUUAGAGCACUGUGGCGUGGCUUAGAUGAUAUCAUAUUUGUGGGAUCAUUUCGGGUAGCUUCAUAGCUUAACCUCCAUCCUAGCAUCAGCACUGCACUGAUGAGGCCCAAAAGGCCGAAACAGUACUGUCAGCAGUUAAUUUUACUUACAGUAUAACAACAUUUGUAUCAGCUUUUAGAAACCAUCCUUUUUUUAAUUUUAACUUUGGUGCAAGGGUGGCGCAGUGGUGACAACAUUCGGUUCCCAUCAAUGUGGCCUGGGUUCACAUGAAUCCCAGCGAAAAAGCUAUAUGCAGGUUGAGUUUGUUGUUGGUUUUCUUCUUUGCACUGAGAGGUUUUUUCGGGGUUUUCAAACACUUGCAAAUAAUUAAUUCCAAUUUUUCUUUACAAGUAGAUCUGGAACUCACGGACUCGUUCUAGCUAGUUCUUAAUAUCUCCUAAUUGCUCCAUUGUUUAACAAAUUUCCUCACCAUUGAUCUUUCCAAGAUUUUCAACUUACGUGCCACCUUACAUAAACGACAUGGGCCUGGAACCGUUCUAUACAAGUGGUGAUGGCAACUGCUUUUACAACUCACUAGCAGUAAUUAUGGAUCAGGGAGAAGAAUCUUCCGAGGUUUAUAGACUCGGUUCCGCCUUGUUUGGCCUUGCUCAUUAUGAGCACAUUGUUCAGGUGGUAAGUACACCAAAUAGAAGAUUGUUUUAUUACUUGUUCAGCUCAAUUUUAUCAGAUAUUUUUUUAAUAUAUACUGCUGUUGAUCCCCAUAGUUUGUUGGAGGUUGUUAAAUGACGUCGUUAACAGAUGCAAUAAAAAAUGACUGUCGGUGAUAAAUAAUGCUAUUUAUUACCUCUUAAUUGUAUUAUUGCUUGGGUGAUUAUCCUUUUUCAGAAUGAAGAUCGUCUUUCCCACAAAGACAAUGCUCUGCAAUGGGCGGCUUGUGUGAGUCUGUCUGUACAUGAGACUGGUCGUCUACAAGAUGCUUCAGUCCACAAAAUUGUGGCUGAAAUUGUCAAGCGUCAAGUCAUAUCCGCGCUAACCAAUUUCACCGAUAUCGGUAUGAAUUGCCACAUCCUUUGUUAAUUCUCUAUUCUUUGUGUUUUUUACCUGUUCGUUUACAGUUAAUCCCAAUCAAUUCAGUCCUGCUUGGAGGCUUCGAAUUCUUCGCUAUUUUUGACAAUGGUAGUUGCCCUUACGCUGGCGUUUUCAGUGGUUUUACUCCCCUUAAUGUGAACUAGUUUUUUUCGAAUUCCCAAAAACUCAAGGUAACUUAGGUUUCAUUUGGGCUUGGCCAACCAUAUUGCUCGGCUUACGAGUUGCACCGUCGGACAUUUCUGUAAGUCACAAAGUAGGCCCAAAAUAGUAAUAUUAAACAGUAAUGGUUUCCUUUAAAGACGUAUGACAGGAAAAUGAGCUCUAAUUAGAGCCCAAACAUAUUUAUGUCCGAGAACAUAAACUCUAUUAGUAAUGGUAACAGGACUGAGUGGAGUCCAAUUCGGUCUGUAAUCAUACGAGUGAUUAACAAAAACGGACGACCGCGAAACGGGAGUCCGAUUUGUUUAAUCACGAGUAUGAUUACAGACUGAAUUGGACGACACGAAGUUCUGUUACCAAUUAAUCAUAACUUUAACAAAAUUUGUGAUACAAUAGGCUAUUUUUUAAACAAAACACAAGAAAUUCGAAAUUUUGUUUUGCUAGCAGUGAAAAAAAAAGCCAUUUAAGCGCUCGCGUGAUGGCGCGUACUGUCCAAUUACUUAGGCAUGACGCGUACUGUCCUAUUAAACUGUCCAAUUAAGGCUGAAAUCAGGGCAGUUGAGAGCCAAUCAGAUUUGACAAUUUUGUUAUAGCUAUGAUUACUAUUAUUAUUCCUUUGGAGGGCGUUGAGAAAAUAAAGAGUUCAAAAACAAUGACUGCUACAAUGCCUAAAGAUAUAAAAAUGUUUCUACCUUUAUUAGGUAUUUUACAGGUCUCCUUUGCCGCUGGUUUUUUAAAAGUGCCAAUUCAAGAACAUUGCACUCUUCCGGGAGCAGCAUUUUACAAUACCCUGGAGAAUCCUCCAUGCUGUUUCCCGUAA
Porites lobata is the source of this 4208-nucleotide messenger RNA. The record is from the annotation of a GenBank genome assembly. NCBI's taxonomy places the organism in Eukaryota, Metazoa, Cnidaria, Anthozoa, Scleractinia, Poritidae.